Molecule: messenger RNA, 897 nt
Organism: Anoplopoma fimbria (sablefish)
Lineage: Eukaryota; Metazoa; Chordata; Actinopteri; Perciformes; Anoplopomatidae
Gene: pitx1
Product: paired-like homeodomain 1
Exons: 4
Coding region: 1-897 (298 amino acids)
Biological process (GO): regulation of transcription by RNA polymerase II; anatomical structure morphogenesis
Cellular component (GO): nucleus
Molecular function (GO): RNA polymerase II cis-regulatory region sequence-specific DNA binding; DNA-binding transcription factor activity, RNA polymerase II-specific
Source: RefSeq, a predicted model, not a curated record
AUGGAGCUGUCAAAGAAUGUGAUUUCUUGCGGGGACGCAGGUGGGAUGAAUUUGGACAGAAUCGCAGAGGCAGCGAGAGCUCCCAACAGCAGUCGGGGAACUUUAGAGAACUCAAGCAGCGAGUCCUCGGACACAGAGCUGGCAGAAAAGGAGAGGACCGCCGAGCAGAGGAGCGAGGACGGGACCGCCGACGACCCCAAGAAGAAGAAGCAGCGACGGCAGAGGACUCACUUCACCAGCCAGCAGCUGCAGGAGCUGGAGGCCACCUUCCAGAGGAACCGAUACCCAGACAUGAGCACCAGGGAGGAGAUCGCAGUGUGGACCAACCUGACCGAGGCCAGAGUCCGGGUGUGGUUCAAAAACCGACGUGCCAAGUGGAGGAAGCGUGAGCGCAACCAGCAGAUGGACCUGUGCAAAAACAGCUACCUGCCUCAGUUCAGCGGCCUCAUGCAGCCGUACGAGGACAUGUACCCGGCCUACACCUACAACAACUGGACCAACAAGGGCCUCACCCCGGCGCCUCUGUCCACCAAGAACUUCACCUUCUUCAACUCCAUGAGUCCUCUCACCUCGCAGUCCAUGUUCUCUGCACCCAACUCCAUCUCCUCCAUGAGCAUGGCGUCUGGGAUGGGCCACUCCGCCGUGCCGGGCAUGCCCACCCCGGGCCUGAAUAACAUCAGCAACCUGAACGGGAUAGGAGCGUCCGGCAUCAACUCGGCCAUGUCGCCGUCCGCUUGUCCGUACGGGCCUCCAGGUUCUCCGUACAGCGUUUACAGGGACACCUGCAACUCCAGCCUGGCCUCCCUCAGACUCAAGUCCAAACAGCACCCUACUUUCGGAUACAGCAGCCUGCAGAGCCCGGGGUCCAGCCUGAACGCCUGUCAGUACAACAGCUGA